Messenger RNA from Ambispora leptoticha, 1155 nucleotides. The record is from the annotation of a GenBank genome assembly. NCBI's taxonomy places the organism in Eukaryota, Fungi, Glomeromycota, Glomeromycetes, Archaeosporales, Ambisporaceae.
AUGUGGAAACGUGCGAAUACAAAAUAUCUGUUAUUAGCCGUGUGUAUAGUUGUCGGCAUUCACUUAUUACUAGCAUACUUUCGCCCAGAGGGAGCCGGGUUUUCCAAAUCAACUUUAGACUCUUUCUUUGAUAAUGAAGAAGACGGGCUUAAGUCACCGCCUGCCGAACCUCCCAUAGAAGUUGAAGAGAAACCAGUUGACGUCAAGCCAGUUGAAGUUAAAACAGUUGAAGUUAAACAGAAAUCAGUUGAAAUUAAACAGUUACCGGUUGUCUCCACGAAAAAUACCACACAUACGAAAAGAGCCAAGGCUGUGUUCGUCGUGUUAGUUCGUAAUAGAGACAUUCACGACUUGCGCGCGUCAAUGCGUGAAUUAGAAGACCGGUUUAACCAUAAAUAUAAUUAUCCGUAUUUAUUUUUGAAUGACGAGGAGUUUACGGACGAGUUUAAAAGACUUAGUAGCGCCAUGACAAAAGCAAAAACGGAAUAUGGGCUUAUACCUGAGGAACAUUGGAGUGUUCCCGAUUGGAUUGAUAUUGACAGAGCCAGAAGUGAAAUGAAAAAAAUGGAAGAAGCAGAUGUUAUUUAUGGUGGAAGCGAAUCAUAUCGUCAUAUGUGCAGAUUCGAAUCAGGCUUCUUCUUCCGUCAUCCAUUAUUGGAUAAAUAUGAUUAUUAUUGGCGUGUAGAACCCGGCUUCACCGUAUCCUUGUAUGAAUACGAAGAGACUAUCAAAACUUUAUGGAAAACGGUUAGGGAAUUCAUGAAAAAAUACCCGGAAUACAUCGAAAAAGACAAUGCCAUGGAUUUUAUUUCCUAUGAUCAAGGAGAAACAUACAAUUUAUGUCACUUUUGGUCUAAUUUCGAAAUUGGAGAUUUGAAUCUUUGGAGAAGCGAACGAUAUUUGAAAUUUUUCGAUUUUCUAGAUCAUAAAGGUGGAUUCUUUUACGAGCGUUGGGGCGAUGCGCCAGUUCACUCCAUAGCAGCAGCACUAUUUUUAAAGAAGAAAGAAAUCCAUUUCUUUAACGAGAUCGGAUAUAAGCACGAACCUUUUAUGCAUUGUCCCGUCGAAAUGAAUCUGCAAAUGAAAUGCCAUUGCAAUCCACAAGAUAAUUUCGGAUAUAGUUGUACCGGAAGGUUAGUAAAUGUUGCAUGGUGA